AUUUGGCCUCCCUCUAUUAACACUCAGAAGAAAAAGUGUCAACAUUUUUUCACUCUGAAACUUCAAGCCCCCAAAAACAGAGGAGGAAUCAGCAAUGGGGUUGCCUGGUCAUGUCAAUGGCGGCAGCAAACUUAAGGAAGACAAUGCAGGUGAAGAGAGUUCGGUGGCUGGCGACUGUUCGACACCAAAAGGUCAAAAGUUUAGGGUACCAGAGAUGUUGUCAUGUCCACCGGCACCAAUGAAACCCCAGUUUUGUUCCAACAGGAAGAAGAGUUCUCAAAUUGCUUUCUAUGCUCCUCCUGAGAUAGAGCUCUUCUUCUACUCUGCAUUUCGUAAUCAUUUCACUUAAUUUGUUGUUCUCAGAAGUGACCACUAGAUACAUUGGGAUUCAAUUCAUUUCUCUUUCCAAACCCAUCUAAUUGAUUGUAUCUUCCUCUUCUUCCUUUUUUUUUAUUUUUUUUUUUAUUUUAAGCGUGUAAUACAAGCUGAUAUUACAU
Rubroshorea leprosula is the source of this 497-nucleotide messenger RNA. The record is from the annotation of a GenBank genome assembly. NCBI's taxonomy places the organism in Eukaryota, Viridiplantae, Streptophyta, Magnoliopsida, Malvales, Dipterocarpaceae.